Peronospora matthiolae is the source of this 531-nucleotide messenger RNA. Lineage: Eukaryota; Oomycota; Peronosporomycetes; Peronosporales; Peronosporaceae. The record is from the annotation of a GenBank genome assembly.
AUGAGCUCGAGUAUGGGCGUGAGUAUACUCGUGCGGGUUGCCCAGGAGGUGAAAGCGAGUCCUGAGCGGCAGUUUUCGACGGUUCAUGGCGAGAUGCUGGCGGCAUUACCGGUAGAGGAUCUACAAUUAUUGCAGGCAGCGAGUGAAUUAGUCGCGAGGAAUCUCGUGAUCCUCGUGACGGCGAUACCGUCUCGACGCAGUUUUUACCGCGUUGAGUCGGUGAACAAGUACCGAAAAAGGGAUGAAGACGUGAAUGGAUCCUUGCAUUCUGGGACACAGCCAUUCGAUGAGUCCAUGGUCAGUGGUAAUGGUGCAAAUUACUACAACUGCUUCGGCCAUUACUGCACCUGUGCAGUGUUUCACGAGACGGUCGUGAUGACACAUGCAACGGCGAUGUGCAAGCAUAUGGUAGCGCGGUUUCUAGCAGACGCGACCGGCCAGUUCCAGGCAAUGCAGGUUGAAGACGUCUGUUUUGCUCAGAUGCUUUGUCCUCCCAUUGUAAAAGAGGACACCACAAAUGGUCAGAGAUAG